Brassica oleracea var. oleracea is the source of this 1110-nucleotide messenger RNA. Its product is annotated as ethylene-responsive transcription factor ERF010. The record is from RefSeq and is a predicted model, not a curated record. Lineage: Eukaryota; Viridiplantae; Streptophyta; Magnoliopsida; Brassicales; Brassicaceae. Gene Ontology annotation, molecular function: DNA binding; DNA-binding transcription factor activity. Bases 298 to 858 code for a protein of 186 amino acids. The transcript has a single exon. Gene Ontology annotation, biological process: regulation of DNA-templated transcription.
ACAAAACGAAUCCACCACCAAUGAGUCCCAUGACACCAAGUUUUAUCUUUAAAAUCCAACUAACCAAAAUUCUCCUCUCUCUACUUUUUCUCUUGUCGGUGAAUUUGGAUUUGUCUACUACUCCAUCCACCAUCAUAACACCACCUGCAACCUCCCUCUUUUCCUCCCCUCUCUCUCUCUCUCUCUCUCCGACAUAUUUAUUCUCUGUCAUAGUCUCUCUCUCUGGCGAAACCCAGAUCGAAAAAGUCGGUCAGUUCCUCAAAAAGUCAGUUUCUUUGGAGGGUUUCAAAAUCCUCCAUGGAGGGCGGCGGAGUAGCAGCUAACGUGGCAGUCUCCGGGACGACCACGAGGAAGAGAGAGAGACCUUACAAGGGUAUAAGGAUGAGGAAGUGGGGCAAAUGGGUUGCGGAGAUUCGUGAGCCUAACAAGCGCUCUAGGUUAUGGCUCGGCUCUUACUCCACCCCCGAGGCGGCUGCUCGAGCCUACGACACGGCGGUUUUCUACCUCAGAGGACCGACGGCGAGGCUCAACUUCCCGGAGCUUCUUACCGGAGAGAAAUUUACCGAGGAGGAUAUGUCGGCCGCGACGAUCAGGAAGAAAGCAACGGAGGUGGGUGCGCAGGUAGACGCUUUGGGCUCGGCGGUGCUAGAUAACCGCCACCGUGUUUUUGGUCAGGACCAAGAGAGUUGUGAUGAUAGCAAGAAUUUUCAUCGAAAUUAUCAAAACGGCGAUGGAGAAGAACAUGAGGACGCUGAAGACGAGAAGAGGUUGAAGAGUGGCGGGUGGUUAUUGGAACGGGUUGACUUGAAUAAACUACCCGACCCGGAGAGCUCCGAUGAAGACUGGGAGAGCAAAUAAUAAUAUUAAUAUAAUUGGAGCGGUGGCGUGCGUUAGCCUACCUCUGCGAAAAUCAUUAGCGCCGUUUAUGUUUUUUUUUUUUUGCAUUAAUUAUCUGAAAUUUUAGGGUUUCUAGCUGUUAUAUUUUUUGCUACUUUCUUGUCUUUUAUUACGUGUUUUGUGGUUUAUGGAAUUUUAGGCUAUUGCUUAAAGAAUGCAAAAUGUAUAUUACAACUCAUUAAUAUUAAUGAAAAUUCGCCUUGUUUCCUAUCA